AUGAAGCUUUUCACCCUAUCUCUCCAUCUCCUGGCCCUUGAAGUGCAUCUCGCCAGUGCCGCCCCCAAGCCGCAGAAUCCUAGCAAAGGCGAGCUAUACUUUCUUCAAGAUAACCCAACGGGAUCAUCAGUGGUUUCACUGAGCAUUGGCCGCGAUGGCAAGCUGUCCGCACCGCGCCACACAUCUACAGGUGGCAGAGGCUUCGGUAUUGCCGGCGCGAAUGGUCAACUUGUUCCUGCUGGAUUGCACUCUCAAGACGCCCUCGUUGUGGAUUACCCUUGGCUGCUCACUUUGAAUUCCGGUUCAAACACAGUCUCGCUGUUCGAAAUCCCCGCAAACGACCCUUCGCGACCUGUGUUGGCCGGAAAGCCCGUCUCAACCAGCGGCGAAUAUCCCAACACGGUGGCGCUCUCAGCCAAGCAUAGACUUGCAUGUGUGGCCAACAGCGGUGCCGUCCCCGGCGUGCAAUGCUAUUCCAUCUCCAAACAGGCCCGUCUCGAGCCCCUGGGCAAGCUGAAGCCGUUGAAAGUCAACCAGCCAACGCCCCCUCCCGCAGCAGCGGGCACCGUCUCCGAUAUCCUCUUCAACCCUUCCCAGACCGCCAUCUUCGUCACAGUCAAGGGAGACGGCAGCAACAACAACACAACCCCGGGCUACAUCUACGUCUACCCGUUGAUCAACGGCGUACCAAGCGACCACCCCGUUAUUUCCCGGCCGUCGCAGUUGCACGCCGACUUUGCUCUGACCUUCAUCUCGGACAGACGCGCAGUCAUCGCAGACACCACCUUUGGCGCCGCGUUCCUCGACAUCGCACAUGAUUACAAAGUCAGCGUGAGCCGUGUCAUCGACGUCGCCGGCCAGAUGGCCACUUGCUGGAUCAAGUACGUGCCCGAAUACGACCUCGUGUUCCUGGGCGACGGCGGAGUUGCCGACAUCACCGUGCUGGACGCCGCGAGCGAAAAGAUCAAGUACGUUAUCCCGCUUCCCGCUGCAUCGGGCGGUUCCUUUGAUUUCGCCUUUGUGGGCAACCAUCUUUAUACUCGCAAGGGAAAUUCUGCCGUCUCGGUCCUCGACUUGAGUGAAAGCGAUAAGCGCAUUCCUAAGCUUGUUGAACUGUAUAACACGAGUUCUAUCGGAGCUGCCGCCGACUUUAACGGCAUGGCGAUACUUACUUAUUAA
Messenger RNA from Trichoderma aggressivum f. europaeum, 1179 nucleotides. RefSeq lists its product as uncharacterized. Lineage: Eukaryota; Fungi; Ascomycota; Sordariomycetes; Hypocreales; Hypocreaceae. The coding region runs from base 1 to 1179 and encodes 392 amino acids. The record is from RefSeq and is a predicted model, not a curated record. The transcript has 2 exons. Gene Ontology annotation, molecular function: protein binding.